Messenger RNA from Penicillium soppii, 1602 nucleotides. RefSeq names its product Cytochrome P450. The coding region runs from base 1 to 1602 and encodes 533 amino acids. The transcript is spliced from 4 exons. The record is from RefSeq and is a predicted model, not a curated record. Gene Ontology annotation, biological process: sterol metabolic process. Gene Ontology annotation, molecular function: monooxygenase activity; heme binding; oxidoreductase activity, acting on paired donors, with incorporation or reduction of molecular oxygen. Lineage: Eukaryota; Fungi; Ascomycota; Eurotiomycetes; Eurotiales; Aspergillaceae.
AUGGCUGCUGAGAUAGCGAACAUCUCGAUAGCUCAGUAUGAGUUGCGUCAAACAUGGGCUUCUGAUCCUUCUCAGUCCCAGGGCACUAUUUUUGAAUCUCUGAGAGGAUGGUCGACCUGGCAAUAUAUCGUCACAUUUUUGUUCGCUGUGGUGCUUUAUGACCAAGUCAUGUACAUCAAACGGAAGGGCUCAAUUGCUGGACCUCCACUGAAGAUUCCGCUCAUGGGACCAUUUCUUCAAGCCUUGGAUCCGAAGUUUGAAGGAUACCUUGCACAAUGGGCAAGCGGACCCCUCAGCUGCGUUUCCGUCUUUCACAAAUUUGUUGUUCUCGCCUCCGACCGAGACCUAGCACACAAAGUAUUCAAAUCACCUUCAUACGCUGAACCAUGCAUAGUGCCGAUUGCGAAAGACAUUCUUGGUCACAAGGCAUGGGUUUUCCUUCAAGGUAGGGAUCAUGCUGAGUACCGAAGGGGCUUGACACCUUUAUUCACAAACAGGGCCAUGGCUACCUAUCUCCCUGUUCAGGAGAGGGUUUUGGCCGACUACUUCAAAAAGUUUGUCGCUGCAAGCAGGACGAACAAGGGAAAGCCCAAGGAGUUCAUGACUAUAUUCCGUGAGAUUAAUUGUGCGCUCUCCUGUCGAACAUUCUUCGGUGAUUAUAUUUCUCAGGCUGCGGUUAAGAAGAUCGCCGAUGACUUCUACCUAGCCACAGCUGCCCUCGAGCUGGUCAAUGUGCCUCUGUCAAUGUACAUCCCCUUUACUAAACCAUGGCUUGGAAAGCGAACUGCCGAUGCUGUCCAUGUUGAGUUUGCAAAAUGCGCAGCUGCAUGCAAGGCGAAUAUGGCGACCGGCGCAAGGCCCACGUGCAUCGUAGAUCAUUGGGUGCUUCACAUGAUGGAGUCCAAGAGAUACCACGAGAAAGUUGCCGCAGGGGAGACAGACGCGGAGAAGCCAACCAACAUGAUCCGCGAGUUUACAAAUGAGGAGAUUGGAGAGACGUUGUUCACGUUUCUGUUUGCUUCCCAAGAUGCGUCCAGCAGUGCAACAACCUGGCUGUUCCAGAUUCUCGCUCAGCGGCCCGAUGUCCUUGACAAACUGCGAGAAGAAAACCUCGCUGCCCGCGGUGGUGACAAAAAUAAGACCUUCGACCUCCCUAUGUUAGAGUCACUUACAUAUACCAAUGCUGUUAUCAAGGAGCUGCUGCGCCAUCGGCCACCGGUUAUCAUGGUGCCGUACCUUGCGACCAGGGAUUUCCCCGUCACACCAACCUACACUGUACCGAAAGGCGCGAUGAUUAUUCCAUCGUGCUACCCAGCUCUACACGAUCCAAAUGUGUAUCCCAACCCCGAUACCUUUGAUCCUGAUCGGUGGAUAUCUGGGGAUGCUGAGUCUAAGACAAAGAACUGGCUUGUCUUUGGUGCAGGGCCACACGACUGUCUUGCAAGAAGAUACGUACCGCUGUCUAUGGCAGCGAUGAUUGGAAAGGCGGCGUUGGAACUUGAUUGGAAGCAUCAUGCCACAGAACAGUCGGAGGAGAUUCGGGUGUUUGCCACAUUGUUUCCGAUGGAUGGCUGUCCGUUAGUUUUCACGGACCGUUCUUAG